AUGCCGUACGUCAUGUCAGUGGACACAGACUAUAUCUCCCUCAAGGAGCCCGCCUGGUCCGAACAAUCCGAAGACGUACAUACAAACAAGGCCGUCCCCGACCAAAAGGUUUGGCCAUUGGGUGAGGUUAAGAAGGAGAAGCAGAAGGAAAUACUAGUCGGCAACGAGAAGUCCAAGGUGAUUCAGAAGGUGAACAAUAGAAAGGAUCUAAGGAAAAGGGAAAAACAGUUGACGCAGGGCGUGCAGGUUACUACGAUAGUCAGCAAGGCUGUUGACACUGCUAAGGGGGUAAGCGCUGUAAUGUAG
Messenger RNA from Neurospora crassa OR74A, 306 nucleotides. RefSeq lists its product as hypothetical. The transcript is spliced from 4 exons. Bases 1 to 306 code for a protein of 101 amino acids. The record is from RefSeq and is a predicted model, not a curated record. NCBI's taxonomy places the organism in Eukaryota, Fungi, Ascomycota, Sordariomycetes, Sordariales, Sordariaceae.